AAAAACAAAAAAAAAACACUAGUUUUUUCUAGAGAACAAAAAAAAAAAAACAAGAAUCAAGAAUGGGUUAUACCCUUUUGUUCUUCUUCAUUCUUCUCCAAAGUUUGAAUCUUUUUGCUAUUUCUACAACAUUAAAACCCUAUUUUUACUCCAAAACUUGCCCAAAAGCUGAAUUUAUAGUCAAAGAAGUUAUGAAAAAAGCUAUGAAAAGAGAAACAAGAAGCAUAGCUUCUGUCAUGAGAUUGCAAUUUCAUGAUUGUUUUGUUAAUGGAUGUGAUGCUUCUUUGUUGUUGGAUGAUACACCAAACAUGCUUGGUGAAAAGUUAGCUUUAUCUAAUAUAAAUUCAUUGAGGUCUUAUGAAGUUGUUGAUGAAAUUAAAGAGGCUUUGGAGCAAGCUUGUCCUGGCGUUGUUUCUUGUGCUGAUCUUUUAAUCAUUGCUGCUAGAGAUGCUGUUGUUCUGAGUGGAGGUCCAUAUUGGGAAGUAAAGUUGGGAAGACUAGACAGUUUAACAGCAAGCCAAGAAGACUCAAACCAAAUCAUGCCAAGUCCAAGAUCAAAUGCAACAUAUCUCAUUGAUCUUUUUAGUAGAUACAAUCUUUCAGUCCAAGAUCUUGUAUCCCUCUCUGGCUCUCAUUCCAUUGGCAAAGGAAGAUGUUUCUCCAUUGUGUUUAGGCUAUACAAUCAGUCCGGCUCGGGGCGUCCUGACCCCGCCAUUGAACCAUCAUUUAGAGAAAAGCUAGACAAACUUUGUCCACUUGGUGGUGAUGGGAAUGUGACCGGAGAUUUAGAUGCAACGCCUGAGCUGUUUGACAAUCAGUAUUUCAAAGAUUUGAUGAACGAGAGAGGGUUUCUGAAUUCUGAUGAAACGCUUUUUACUAACUCUAUAACGAGGGAGUAUGUUGAGGAGUAUAGUGUUGAUCAAGAAAGGUUUUUUAAUGAUUUUGCCGAAGGAAUGGUUAAGAUGGGUGAUCUACAGUCGGGGCGUCCUGGUGAGAUAAGACGCGAUUGUAGGGUGGUUAAUAGCUAUAGACCCGGUGUUGCAGUCUUGUUUGAGACUUCAAACCAAAAAGGGUAAAAUUAGAACUUUGCUUUUGUUAUUAAUGGUAAUGAUAGUAUAGCAAGUUGACUUGUUUCUAUGUAUGUUUGAUGGUUUGGCUAGUGGGAUGCCUUAAAAAGAUAUAUAACUCAUAGAAACAUUAUUAGAAAUGAGAAAAAUAGCCCAAUCACUUAUUAA
Solanum pennellii is the source of this 1235-nucleotide messenger RNA. RefSeq names its product peroxidase 17. Gene Ontology annotation, biological process: response to oxidative stress; hydrogen peroxide catabolic process. The transcript is spliced from 3 exons. Lineage: Eukaryota; Viridiplantae; Streptophyta; Magnoliopsida; Solanales; Solanaceae. The coding region runs from base 63 to 1076 and encodes 337 amino acids. The record is from RefSeq and is a predicted model, not a curated record. Gene Ontology annotation, molecular function: peroxidase activity; heme binding.